UAAUGCAAGGGACCUCCCUUUUUAACCACAAACUGAAUUUUCGUUCAUUUAGACGAUAUAUACUUUUGAAAUUGCCCCAAAGUUGUAGGAUUUUUUUGGAGCGCAUUUCACCCUGGAGCGGUACGCCAUGCUCUCUCACGCCGACCUCCUGGAUGCUCGGCUCGGUGAGUUAUCAUCUGUAAACCCCGGCCCUAAACUCCAAUGGAUGAAGGAUGCUGCAGAGUUACUCGGACACCGAGAGGCUCUUAAGUGCAGACUGGGAGGCGGCGUGUCGGACCAGGGGCAUCCGGGAGACAUGGCCCCUGGUUCAGACUCAGUGGAGGGAACCACUAUGUUGCCGGGAGAAGACAUCGCCACUGUGGGCUCCAACUCUGCCGUCAUGUCAGUUAACGGGAAGGAGCAGGAGAAGCAGCAGCAGCAGCAGCCGCAACAGAGCUCCAGUCAGUCCGCCAGUCAGCAGAAACAGAAGCGGCACCGGACACGCUUUACUCCGGCACAGCUCAACGAGCUGGAACGCAGCUUCGCCAAAACCCACUACCCCGACAUCUUCAUGAGAGAGGAACUCGCGCUGAGGAUCGGCCUCACGGAGUCCAGAGUUCAGGUUUGGUUCCAGAACAGACGCGCCAAGUGGAAGAAAAGGAAGAAGACUACCAAUGUUUUCCGCGCCCCGGGGACGCUGCUCCCAACACCGGGCCUGCCCCAGUUCUCUGCCGCGGCUGCCAUGGAGAACAGCCUGUGCUCCUUCCACGCCAACGACUCUCGUUGGGCGACGGGGAUGCCGGGUGUCUCCCAGCUGCAGCUACCGCCUGCUCUGGGUCGUCAGCCGAGCAUGGCGCAGUCUCUGUCACAGUGCAGCCUGGGCCCAGGCCCGCCACCAAAUUCCAUGGGUCUCUCCAACGGCCUGUCAUCCAACGGCUCUGGUCUGCAGUCCCACCUCUACCAGUCGCAUUUCCCCGGAAUGUCGGCUUCUCUCUCUGGCCCCACGAACGUAUCGGGCUCCCCGCAGCUGUGUAGUUCCCCGGACAGUGACAUGUGGAGAGGGACAAGCAUCGCGUCACUGCGGCGCAAAGCGCUGGAGCACACAGUGUCCAUGAGUUUCACUUAGUGACCCAAUCCCAGCACUCACCCUGUGGCUCAUUCCCCGCUUCCGCCAUUUAGAUCAACACGAGAGAACGAACGAGCUAAAAGGGACUUAAAUGUGAGGAAAAUGGAGACUGUGUGUGUGUGACUUCAUCUAGACAUAAUGACAAAAGAGGGACGGACAAAUGGAAGAAAAAAAUGACUUGAGUUUGUUAUUUAUCUUAUUAACUCAAAAAGGAUUUUAUCAGCUAUUGAUAAUAAAUAUUGUAUUGAUCUCUAGACUAUAGGCCCUAAUUACCGAGAGCCAACCAAUUGUCGUAUUUGCGUUUUCAUUGAGUGUGUCUUUACGCACACGUUAUUGUGUUCAGGUGAAGUUGUGUUAUGUCAAACGGUUAUUUAUAAGAUUUGGUAUACAUUUUUGUAACAGCCUACCAACACACGCACCACAUACUGUAGGUGGGCCUAUGGGUCUCGGGCAUGCACAGUGCAUGUGGACUUAAACACUUGGGUCAUUUCUGGUGAAAAUGGUUCCCACUCAGAUUGAACAGAGAUACUUUUGAGGCGACUCGUCUGCAUGAGACGGGAGCGUAAAUCUAAAGAGGAAACAUAUAUACAACAGUACACUUAUCUUUCAGUAGGCCUACUAUGUUUUAGGAUGUUUUGUGUAGAUGAAACAUUCUUGCUAUGUACCCGCUGGUCUUUUUUGUGACAUGUUUUAACUUAUUGUAUGUGCUAUUACUUGACACAUUUCUUAAGUGUUUGAUCUUUCAUCGAAAUGCACCACAUUGACGGGGUUUGUACCAAUUUAAAAAUGACAAACGAAUAAAGGUAAUUUUCAAGAAUGUCAACACAA
Messenger RNA from Solea senegalensis (Senegalese sole), 1933 nucleotides. RefSeq names its product homeobox protein orthopedia B-like. The transcript has 3 exons. Gene Ontology annotation, molecular function: DNA-binding transcription factor activity, RNA polymerase II-specific; DNA binding. The record is from RefSeq and is a predicted model, not a curated record. Lineage: Eukaryota; Metazoa; Chordata; Actinopteri; Pleuronectiformes; Soleidae. The coding region runs from base 128 to 1105 and encodes 325 amino acids. Gene Ontology annotation, biological process: neuron differentiation; regulation of DNA-templated transcription.